UGCUUGAUAAGCCUGUUUAUCCCCGUCGCAUACGUCGCCCGUGCAUCCUCGAGGGACGGCAUCCAGACUGCAUUCCUCUGUCAACCAUGGGCCUUCAUGUGCCUCCCGGCACGCCCGACCGAGGGCCUGGUCUUGAGACCUUGCUCAUUAUUCUGAUCGUGCUCACUACGCUGAUGACGCUGGUUCGCAUCGUGUCCAAGUUUGUAACGCGGCAGGACUGGUGGUGGGACGACCUCUUCGCCCUCCUCGCGCUGCCGGUUCAGCUGACCAUGCUGGCGCUUCUCCUCGCCUGGAGAAACAUCGGAUUGGGACUUCCCAUGGAGGUGGUGGCCGCCAUCAAUCCCGCCCAUCUCGUGCAAGGGGGGAAAUACUUCUACGUGGCCGUCUUCUUCUUCGACGCCUCCAUCAGCUUCCCCAAGAUGUCCGCCAUCUUCUUCUACGCGCGCGUCUUCCGCUCGAACGACCGCGCCCUCCGCAUCCAUCUCUGGGUCGCCGGCAGCCUGGUCACCGGCUGGUUCGUCUCGUCAUACCUCACCACCAUCUUCCAGUGCACGCCCAUCCCCAAGGCCUGGAACACCACCCUGCCGGGCAAGUGCAUCGACCAGUACCAGUGGUACCUGGGCACCGCCGUGCUGUCGUGUCUGACGGACUUCUACAUCCUGCUGCUGCCCAUCCGCCGCAUCUGGGCCCUGCAGAUGAGCCGGCGCCGGCGCGCCUACCUCCUGGCCGCCUUCUUCCUCACCUACUCGGUCAUCCUGUUGUCCUGCGGGCGCCUGGCCGCCACCGUGCAGGUGGUGCCGAAGCUGAACACCAACAUCACCUGGGAGAUGCCCAUCUACAUGUACUGGGCCGGCCUGGAAGCCUCCAUCUCCAUCGUCUGCGUCAACGUGCCGCCCGCCACGGCGCUGGCCAAACGCCUGCUGGGCGCCGCCUGGCCGCUGGGCAGCACCGGCCAAUCCAAGUCCAGGUCCGGCACGUUCGGCCACGGCAGCGCCUUCUCCAAGGGUGGCGCCGCCGUCUCCAGCGCGCCGACAGGCCGCGAUAGUCUCGACGAGUUGGUGCCAGCCGCCGGGGUCGCGAAUAGCCCGGAAGCCUCGCGCGACCGCUUGGGCAUUCCCCUCAGCAGCAUCCGGGUCCAGACGGACAUUCGCGUGGACUCGCCGGCCUGAUUAGGCGAGGGUGGGUCGGCGUUGCGCAUGGGUCUUUUUGUGGCGUCAGAUGCGUCCGGAGUAUAUAGAGAGUCGCAUUGGGGGCCGGAAAUACGGC
Molecule: messenger RNA, 1266 nt
Organism: Aspergillus steynii IBT 23096
Lineage: Eukaryota; Fungi; Ascomycota; Eurotiomycetes; Eurotiales; Aspergillaceae
Exons: 2
Coding region: 87-1169 (360 amino acids)
Source: RefSeq, a predicted model, not a curated record